UGCGUAAUUACUGGUGGUAAGACCUAUAUAUAUUAUAUACGCCUAUGUUUAGAAAGUUGUUUGGCUCUUUUACUCUUUCUCUUACUCUUUAAUGGUUUAUGAUAGCACUUAAAAACAACCGAGGAGGGAAAUGAAUCCUAAAGCCGAGUGAGAGUUGAGAAAGAUUAUGUUUUUAAUGCACUGUAUUCCAUGAUAUGAACCACGGUGAACAAAACGGUUCCCUGUAUUCAGGAUGAGAGUUCUGCACUAAGGAGCGGAACUAAAACUUGUGAUCAUCCCAAAAACAUCCUUUGUGUGUUUCUCGUAGUACAUACGUAACAUAACCAGCGAAACCCCAUAAUCUCUUUGCCAUUUGCCUUAAUAUAAUUCGAAAUAUUAGGUCUAUCAUAAAAAAUUUAGAACAGAUUUAAUUUUUCUCACCUAAUUAGUUCAAUCGCCAAAACUAGUUAAAUUAAGCCAAAUAAAACAUUAUGUAAUUUUCUUCACGAUGCAAUAUUCGAUAUAUCGUUACUGAAGUAACUUCUAGGCGAGGGGAAAGCAGGGGGUAACCGCCCCUUGGUGGGCGCCAACAAUAUUCAGUCCGUUGCUCGCUCUCCUGCGGGAAACAGAUGGCGCUGCAAAAUGCCGAGUGUCACGAAUAACUCGGAAAUCUCACGGCGGAUCGGUGCACCGUGCACUGUCGCGUUAUCCGACAAAUGAUGUGAACUGAAUCCGAUGUACAACCGGACCGCGCUGCUCACGUCAAUCAUGAUUUUCGCCUUUUUCGCUUUGUGUAUGCUCGGACUUUUAAUUGUCAAUCAAUCAACGCCCAUUGUUGCAGUGUGUGAGCGAGCCGAUUUGUCCUGAAGGAUCAGGUUGCUUGCCUGGAUGCUGCACGACAGUCAACGUACCGCCCGCUCGCCGAGAUGACGAACAGAUCAAAGACUAUGUGUAUCCCUGGUAUGCUCAAUGGCCGGUGCUAUUCGUUCUUGGCACACUCGGGAGCAUCUUAGUGUGCUGUGUCUGGUGUUUGUUCUACAAGCGGUCACAAUCAGGGUUUUACAUGUGCUCGUUUGCGUGCUGCGUCAGGAGGCCGGCCUCGGAACGUGACUCCGCCGGCUCGGUGUACCCCCCGCCGCGCUACAGCCGAUGCGGCUCUUUCCAUCAGCCACCGCCACCUUAUUCUGAAGUCACUUCUAAACCGGACCUGUAUCCACUAGUCAUUACUUACGGAGACAGUGAUGCUAAAUCAGGAGGGAACUAUCUCAUGGUGCACUAUUUCAGGAAUUACGUGAUCCGUGCUCCAGGCUCUUUAUCGGCGGCGAGUACAGCAGAAUCUCUCAAUUCCAGUUUCUUAUGCAACGCAACAAAUGAGGCGAAUUCAGUCAUCCCGCCUCCGUACUCGUGCGCGAGCAAUUACGAGGAGUGCGGCGCCGUCGGCUGCGGGCGCUCGCUGCUACGUUCGCUGUCCUCCCUGACGGAGCCGAGGGAGCCGCGGACCGUGCUAGCCCGACCUCGCCCCGUACCUGAAUCCACAACCUCACGACCUCAUGAACCAACCAUCGGCUUCCGAGAGAACCUCAUCACAUCACCUGUGCAAUCCUUAGGUCAUUCCUAUGACUUCGAAAUGGAACUGUUAGAUUGUGAACUAUAUUGUGACGGUAGCUGUAAACCAAGACUGGGCGCUUCCCCUCCAGCUCUCAGAUCGCCUUCGGAUCAUAGUGAAUCUGCUGCUGACCGCGAACCUCUAGAGCUGAGACACCUGUUCCGGUGUCCGUCACCCGAAUGCGAGUCACCACCGCAGCCCACCAGUCCUACUCAAGUCUCCAGAGAAUCAACGCUUCAAAGACCACCUGAAGAGAGAAGAUCUCGACGCUUGGAAGCCGCCAAGAAAGCGCUUAAAACAAGAAAAUCGAGCUUAUACAUGCCAUUGACGGCAGCGUACCCGGUUAGGACUUCAAGAAUAUCGCCUGGUGCGAGGCUGUCGUCACGAUCAGCGCCCGCAACGCCCUGCAGUUCCAUCGUGCCCAAUCUACUGACGUUUACUCAAAGAGUGUCUGCCUCAAGGCACAGCUCGAAGUCAUCGAGACUCGAAGAAGAGAAGGACCCGUUACUGAAAGAAUUAGAAACGCAAGGCGAUCACAAGUUUUAACGAACAAAACAAAAGUUAUUAUGACAACAAUUACAGAGUUCUCAGUCUGAAUAUUAAAAGAUAGAUGAUUUUGAUACAAAUUUCAGUGAUACAAUUCUCUGUGGCCUAAUUAGCUGAAUCUUGCCUUUGAAAUGUCCCGAGCGGCAGAAGUAUCUCAAUUCUGAAUGUUGUGAUUGUUCGUGUGCUCAUUUUGUAGAGCUGAAGAUAUUAGUUAGUCAAAUUAAUGUAAUUCAAUUAUACUUAUGGCGUGUAAGAAAAGAGCUUGUUGGACCAUUGUUCACUUGCCUUCUUAUAAUAAAAUUCUAAAAAUA
This is a messenger RNA of Bombyx mori (domestic silkworm), 2442 nucleotides long. RefSeq lists its product as uncharacterized. Gene Ontology annotation, cellular component: cytoplasmic vesicle membrane. The record is from RefSeq and is a predicted model, not a curated record. The transcript has 7 exons. The coding region runs from base 1043 to 2131 and encodes 362 amino acids. NCBI's taxonomy places the organism in Eukaryota, Metazoa, Arthropoda, Insecta, Lepidoptera, Bombycidae.